Molecule: messenger RNA, 687 nt
Organism: Penicillium angulare
Lineage: Eukaryota; Fungi; Ascomycota; Eurotiomycetes; Eurotiales; Aspergillaceae
Product: glutathione S-transferase family protein
Exons: 5
Coding region: 1-687 (228 amino acids)
Source: RefSeq, a predicted model, not a curated record
AUGACUACCCUCAAGCCGAUAAGAUUAUACUGGAGAGACCAGGUCCCCAACCCAGCCAAAGUUCUUGUGAUUCUCGAGGAACUCAACCUUCCUUAUGAGAGUGAAUGGGUCGAAAUAGAAGAUCUCAAACAAAAACCAUUCACUGAUGUUAAUCCCAAUGGACGAGUCCCGGCUAUCAACGACCCAAACACGGAGACGACAAUCUGGGAAUCUGGUGCUAUAAUCCAAUACCUCAUCGACACCUAUGACAAGGAACACAAAAUCUCUUAUGAAACUCGCCCAGAGUACUACCAGCAACUCCAGUGGAGCUAUUUCCAAGCAUCAGGCCAGGGCCCGUACUUCGGACAGGCAGCAUGGUUCAACAUCUUCCAUGAAAAGUUCUACGGGGAAUCUCCUGAAUCGGCGAAAGUGCGUUACGGGGCGGAAAUUAAACGCAUCGCAGGCGUUUUGGAUAGCGUCUUGAGUCAACGGGACUGGCUUGUCGGAGAUAAGUGUACAUACGCAGAUCUGGUAUUUGUGACGUGGAACAUGCAGAUUACCUUCGUUAUGGGUAGCCGAACAGGUGAACAUGCGUGGAAUCCGGAGGAUUUUCCGCAUUUCACACGGUGGCAGAAUGCUAUGGUGGCGCGGCCAGCUGUCCAGAAGAUGGUGAGCGUGUUGAAUGACAAGGAGGUUAAAAGUGGUUGA